This is a messenger RNA of Spinacia oleracea (spinach), 2662 nucleotides long. Its product is annotated as O-fucosyltransferase 16. NCBI's taxonomy places the organism in Eukaryota, Viridiplantae, Streptophyta, Magnoliopsida, Caryophyllales, Amaranthaceae. The coding region runs from base 210 to 2069 and encodes 619 amino acids. The transcript is spliced from 10 exons. The record is from RefSeq and is a predicted model, not a curated record.
AACCCCCCGUAGCACGGAAAGACAUACUAACUCCACACUAUAUAUAAAUACCCAAACCCACAAAAAUUCACUCAUCACGACGACAGAGAAUCCCACCUCCUAAAUUUUAAUUAAAAAUUAAAUUAAAAAUCCAAAACCCAAGACCGCAACAAUUCAUCUCCGGCGUCCAUUUUCCGUCGGAAAAUUUGAAAGUGUUGUAGCUAGAUAUAAUGGUUUUACAGAGGAAUAUUGUUGGUAACAAUAGGAAACAGCCACCAUUGCUCUGUUUUAUAUCUCUAAUCCGUCAUUCUAUUUCUCUAUCUUCUUCUAAUGAGAAGUCGCCGAAGAAGAAUGGCAUCUCCUCUUCAGCCGCCGCCGCCGCUGCUGCUGCUGGUGGUGUUUUUGUAAUCCGUCGUAAUAGCUAUCGUUACCGUUAUCAUCAGCAUAGUCACCGCCGCCUUUUUUUACCUCUAUUGUUUGGUCUUCUCGUUGUUGUUGUCUUCUUCUUCUUCUCUUUUCUCUCUCUUCCUAUUUCCGACCGCCACCAUAACAUCCAGGCUGAUGAUUUUGUUGACGUUCAUAACAAGAGCGGAAGUGUAAGUUUACGGCGUGAUCUUUGGAGCACGAGUUCGUCGGGAUAUUACUACGGUUGCAGCAAUGCAAGCAAUAGAUUUCUCUCGGCGAAUGAGAAAACUAUACCUGAAAGAUACUUGUUAAUUUCAACAAGUGGAGGAUUAAACCAACAAAGAACAGGGAUUACAGAUGCUGUUGUCGCGGCCUAUAUUUUAAAUGCAACACUUAUCGUUCCCAAUCUGGACCAGAAAUCUUACUGGAAAGAUGCAAGUGACUUUGGUGACAUUUUUGACGUUGAUUGGUUUACAUCAUUUCUAUCAAAUGAUGUGAAAAUUCUAAAGCAGCUUCCAAUGGUAGGAGGAAAAGUUGUUACUCCAGUUCGUACUCGAGUUCCUAGGAAGGCCAGUCCUAAGUACUACCUAAAUCGGAUCUUACCCCUUAUCAAAAAGAAGCAUGCUGUGCAGCUGACAAAAUUUGAUUAUAGGCUAUCGAAUAACUUGGAAACAGAUUUACAAAAGCUGAGAUGUAGGGUGAAUUACCACGCUUUAAGGUUCACUGAUCCCAUUGCUGAAAUGGGAAGAAAGCUAGUUGAGAGAAUGAGACUGAGAAGUGAACAUUUUAUUGCCCUGCACCUGAGGUUUGAGCCUGACAUGCUUGCAUUCUCGGGUUGUGAUUAUGGGGGAGGAGAGAAAGAAAGAAGGGAACUUGGUGCUAUAAGGAGACGGUGGAAAACUUUACAUAAAAGCAACCCUGCGAAGCAGAGAAGACAGGGAAAAUGUCCACUCACUCCAGAGGAAGUUGGUCUCAUGCUGAGAGCGCUUGGCUACAACAGUAAUGUUCAUAUUUACGUGGCAUCUGGAGAGGUUUAUGGCGGAGAAGAGACAUUGGCACCUCUUAGGGAGCUUUUCCCUAAUUUCCAUUCUAAAGACACUCUAGCCAGUCUGGAGGAGCUGGCUCCAUUCACACCAUAUUCUGCUCGGAUGGCUGCUUUGGAUUUCAUCGUUUCUGACAAGAGUGAUGUUUUUGUAACCAAUAACAACGGUAACAUGGCCAGAAUUCUAGCAGGAAGAAGGAGAUACUACGGGCAUAAGCCUACUAUCCGGCCAAAUGCUAAAAAGAUUUCCCGUCUGUUCUUGAACCAAAACAAUAUGACAUGGGAAGGAUUUGCCUCAGGAAUAAGAACUCACCAGGUUGGCUUCAUGGGUGAGCCAAAUGAGGUAAAGCUAGGAAGAGGAGAGUUCCAUGAAAAUCCUUUAUCUUGCAUUUGUGAAACCUCUGACAUUCAGGAUAACUCACCUAUUUAUCAAAAAGGGAAACAAUAUAACACAAUAGGUUCUGAUUUGGGUGAAAUAAAUGAUUAUCAGAACUUUGAGGAUGAACAAGAAUUGGCUGAUCAGGAAGAUAUUGAUAGUGAAAAUAACCUCCGAGAAAGAGAAUUACCUCGUGGUAUUGAUAAGGAUCCCGGUAUUAUGUUAGCAUCCGAUCAUCCAGAAUUGGAGGAGCUCCUUUCGGAUUAAAUAUCUUAGGAAAAAUACAUUAUAUCUUAGUUGCAGCUUCUCGGUUCCUCACCCGACUCUAUUUAUUGAUUUCGUGCAUUUGGAAUUGCCUGGUGCGACUAAUAAGCUGUACUUUGUACGUCUUGCAUUGAUUUGAAUGGCAGGCAGCAGCGCGUGAACACAACUUGUACAGAAUGGCCUUCUUCUGGCUAGCACAGAAGUAAGAGUCCAGUUUCGAGUUCCCGGUUUCCGUAGGUGACAGUGUUGGAGCCUCAAGAUUAAGUUUGUACAUUAGAGGCAGCUGAAUAUAUGGAGUGAAGAAAAUUCUUAGGAUAUAGAUUUCUUUUUUGGCCAAAAUUUUGGUUUUAGUUUCUUCUUCAUCUAGUAGAGGACUCCGAUGUCCCUGAAGGGACAAGGUUAUACUCAAGGUAGCAUUACAUGAUAAACAAGGAAAGGAAGAUCAUACUCCAUAAGAUUUAUACGGUUUUGCUAUUUUCUUAUAAUUUUUUUUGGAAAGAUACAUGUAAAUGUUUUGUGCAAGUAUACAGAUGUAGAUUUGGUGUGGAAAUUGCUACUGUAAUUAACUAAUUAAUUAAUGUUGACAUUUUGGAGAA